Messenger RNA from Exserohilum turcica Et28A, 183 nucleotides. RefSeq lists its product as uncharacterized. NCBI's taxonomy places the organism in Eukaryota, Fungi, Ascomycota, Dothideomycetes, Pleosporales, Pleosporaceae. The transcript has 2 exons. The coding region runs from base 1 to 183 and encodes 60 amino acids. The record is from RefSeq and is a predicted model, not a curated record.
AUGAUUUCCAUCUUUGCUUUAGAUCAGGUUAACAAGUCCAACCCGGCAUAUGCAGCUUACUCAGCAGAAGAUGGAGAGGACUGGCGUUACCGCGGCCAUUUGAUUAUUGACCAUGACGGGAGUCAGGAAUUUAUCAACGGCAGCCCUAACAAGAAAUCUGUCUACGACGCACCUCGCAGGUAA